GUUUCUAUCUCUUCGGAGGCUCAUGCCCACUGAAGCGCAGCGAGGUGAUCUCCAGAGUGCCAAAACUCUGCCAAGAUCCCCUUCUUCUUUUCAUACCCCCCUACACAGAAACCACCACCUCCUCGUUCCCCAGUGGAUGGCACCUUCUUCGACCACAUGACGCCGCUGACCCCACCUCCGCGCCGCAGCCGUAGAGCCUCAGGAUGUAUAAAUAAAAGAGCAAAAAAGGAAGAAGAGAAACCAGAAGCUGACCAGACCAGAUGAAGAUGAAGAUGGAGCUCAUUGGGGUGAAGUGGGUGCUUGCAGCUGCAGGGUUUCUGCUGUGGAGCAGUGGGGGGUUUGCAGCACCCAUGGAGUGUCACUUCAACUCCAAAGGUGAGACUGAAGAACCUCAUAGAGUUUUUGUAUUAAAUUAAAUCAACACCUCCAUCAUUCUGAAUCACUGUUUCAUUCUUUGCCUCCAUGUGUUGCAGCUCUGUGUGAAUUCGAGGGGAGGCAGUACGCUCUGGGUGAAAGCUGGAUGGACAACAAAUGCAUGCAGUGCACCUGUCUGCACCCUAUUGGCGUCGGUUGCUGUGAGACGUAAGUAAACAAACAAGCUGCGAAGUUCGGUGUCCAGAUGACCACUGCCACUGAAACAUGAAAAGUUAGAUCCGAAUUAGAUCCAAACAAGAAAACUUUAAGAUUAAGAUUCCCUCCUUGAAUAAAACCAACUUUUUUAAUAUCUCAAAAUUGAUCAAAAAAACUGAAAUCAAAAGUAAUAAUUUGCAGAGUAACUAGUUCAUGACAAAUCCAAAUAAAUGUGGGAUUAUUUAUUGAAACUGACGCCAAAAAUAUUUGCACUUUAUCUUUUACUUCAAUCACUUUUUGUUUCUUCGUUUCUUUAUGUUAUAUUUCCGUAAUUUCUUAUUUGUGCUUUAAGCUCCUGUGAGGAAUUCAAUGUUUUCCUGCUAUUUUGGAACAUAAAAUAAAUCCCUCGUUGUGAAUAUUUACCAUGAAAACAGUAAAAAAUCAGCUUUAAUUCUCUGGUCUGAGUUAUAAGCAUUAACAAAUACACGUUGUCAGUCUUGUUGCUGAUGGUCUUGUUUAUUUUUGCAGCUCACAAGUACUUGAGUGGUACUUAAAUUGUGUAUAUUGUAUAUAGUUUUAUUUUUCUUCUCCCUUUAUCCUUUUUCUAAAUUUUUUCUUGAUUAUAACAUUUAUUUAAGUUCUUAAUAUUACGAUCUUUAUUUUUAUAACUGCAUUUUUGCACUAUAUCUCUGUCUCUGAUGCUGCUGUGGCAAAAAAAUUUCCCCCAUGGGAGAUCAAUAAAGGAAAAGUAAUAUGUACAAUUCAAACCCGCAAAGAAAUGAGACGCUAUUUUGUCUGCGCCAGAAUCAUCACAAACUUGAGCUUUAAGUUUAUUGCUUUUGCAGUUUUACUUGGAUACAAAUACUUCUCAAAAGUUUGUAAUUGUUAACAUUUUCUACUUUUAAUGCCUGUAAAUAUAGACACUUGUCUUUGGCUGUUAAAAACACAUGUUGUCAUAUCUGGAAACCUUUAACACAUUCAUAUGGACAGAAAACAGAAGCUACACUUUGAGGUGUGGACUGAGACUAGAAAAAGGAAGCUGAUAGAAACAUUAAGGAGUUUUUGCGCCACAUAAAACUGGGUGGAUAUUUUUAGGGUUUGAAUGUACUUGUAAAAACUCCUCCUCUUCCUCCUCCUCUACCUUCUUUCGGUCCAGGCUGCAUCGACCGGUGGAUUUCCCUGCGUGGUGUCAAGUGCGGGUGGAGCCUGUGACCUGCAAAGUCACCCUGGUCCAGACCGCAGACCCCCGACUGCCCUGCUCCCCUGGCGACGACAUCCGGGACCCGAGCCACGGGUCUCUGGAGCUGCAGCAACUUCUGGAGGGUUAGAAAACACAGCGAUGGAUCUGUUUGAUUUUCUCACUUAUUACUAAAACAAUACUCAUCCCAGUUAAUGAUCAAUAACCGCUUUCUACAAACAUACAAGAGCAUUAACAACCUUUGAUUUAAUACACUGCAUUUAUAACUGUAAUCAAAGUUAUUAAUGGAUUAUCUAUAAAUGAAUCCUAUCACUAUUUCUUCACUUAACCCUUCAGUGUAAAUACAGUUUAAACAAAUUUGUACAUUAAUAUAUUCAAAAGUGUUGAUUUCGACCUGUACUCUGCUGUUUUAUUUACUCUCCAAAUAAAGUUUUCACAAACACGA
Molecule: messenger RNA, 2213 nt
Organism: Xyrichtys novacula (pearly razorfish)
Lineage: Eukaryota; Metazoa; Chordata; Actinopteri; Labriformes; Labridae
Source: the annotation of a GenBank genome assembly